AUGUUCCGAGCGGCUGCGGCCGGGCCCUACGAUGAGGCCAUCAAUAAGGCCACCGAUGAGAACCAGACGUCCGAGGACUGGGGCGCCAUUAUGGAGAUUUGCGAUCGAGUCGCCGGCGAUGCAAACGGGCCAAAGGAGUCGGUAGCCAGCCUGAUCAAACGCUUAGCGCAUCGCAACGCGAACGUCCAGUUAUACACGCUCGAGGUCGCAAAUGCCCUUUCGCAAAACUGCGGCAAGAAUAUGCACCGCGAGCUGUCAAGCCGCGCCUUUACCGACGCCCUGCUCAAGCUUGCCAACGACCGCAACACACACACUCAAGUCAAAGCGAAAAUCCUCGAACGCAUGAAGGACUGGUCGGACAUGUUCAAGUCGGACCCGGACCUCGGCAUCAUGUACGAUGCAUUCUAUCGCCUCAAGCAAAGCAAUCCGACGCUCCAGCCGCCCAGUGCGCCACAGAAGAACAGCCUUACCGACCAGGAUCGCCAAAAGGAAGAGGACGAGCUUCAGAUUGCGCUCAAGCUGAGCUUGCAGGAGGAGGAGCGGAAGAAGAAACCUGCGCAAGCAGCUCCGGCGGCGGCACCAUCGGGGGCGGGGGGGCCAGCCACGGCGGGACCCGCAACUCAACAGCAACCGGCCGCACCUAUCCAACCCAUGCCUUCCGGCACCACGGCCGCAACCGUAUCCCGCGUCAGGGCCCUUUACGAUUUUGCCCCCUCGGAACCCGGCGAGCUGGAGUUCAAGAAGGGCGACGUCAUUGCUGUACUCGAGAGCGUUUACAAGGAUUGGUGGCGAGGGUCGCUGAAGGGGAAAACAGGCAUCUUCCCCCUCAACUAUGUUGAGAAGCUCACGGACCCCACCCCUGAUGAGCUUCAACGCGAGGCGCAAAUGGAGGCCGAGGUCUUUGCUGAGAUCAAGAACGUUGAGAAGUUGUUGACCUUGUUGAGUGCCAGCAACACCGCUCCGAGAGAGGAGGAUAACGAGGAGAUCUCGAAGUUCAUCAAGGCCAGGAGGGAUUACGAGGCUCUGCUCGAGUCAUCCAUGUCACACCCUCCGGGGCCGACCUACCACCAAUAUGCCAUGCGCCCACAGAUUCCCCAGGGGUAUCCACCCCCCGGACAGAAUUACGGCGCACCCCCUCCGCAGCAACAAGAUGCGCAGCGGUUCUACACCCCGGCGCCUGCUCAAGAGCCAUCCCAAUAUCCUCCGUCUUCCCCUCCCCCUAAUAACUUCCAGCGGCCUGGUCCCGGGGCCACGCCUGCUCCGUUCUAUGUAGCAGGCGCCGAGGUUCCGUCCCAGCAGAACCAAAUACCUCCGCCGACGCCGCAACAGCAGUCCCAGCAACCCCAGCAGCCGCAAUACGCCCAACGGCCAUCGGAACAGCGGGUUCCAUCCGGCGGUAAGCAACCGGCGCCACUGCAGACGUCCUCAUCACCACCACCGGCGAAUCAAUACACGCCCUACCAAGCCCCCCAGUCAUCCGCUCGUCCUCAGAGCACCUAUGGCAGCGGCCCACAGGAACUCUCUACCUCGGUCUACGACUCCCCCAUCGCGCCUCAAAACGCAAACCCCGCUGCGCCGUACCCGCCUUCCGCGUAUGCCACCCCAGACGAAGACCCUUACACCGCUGCCGCAGCAUCCAACUCCAGCGUUCCCACGGCACCAACCGUCCCUCCACCAUCCGUCCCCGCCCCAUCGGCCCCGAGCCCGGAACUCCAACAACCCUCCUACGGCCAGCCCUACUCUGCCUACCACGCUCACCCACCCCAACAGACCCCCUACAGAGCACCGGGAGGAGUAGGAGUAGGAGCCAGCGGAAGCUACGACGCCGCAACCGUCGACGGGCCGCGGCCACACCAACAACAGCCACUCCCGUCGGGGCUGACCAUGUCCCCACCGCCGCUGCAUCCUUCCGGGCCAGCGUAUGACGCGCGCCAGUCACUGCCUAGCAGGGUGGGCGGGCCCUCGGGCCCGGGCAGUGGUGGUGGCGCUCCCGCAAUGGGUGGUGCGCCGCCGCAGCCGCAGUACAAGGCUUAUGUGCCGCCUGGGUCGUCGUCGGCUCCGGGCCUGCCGCCUGCGGAUGACGGACCCACGGCCCCGACGGCCCCGGCCGCGGAGGGGUAUUAUCGCACGGCGGCGUACUGA
Molecule: messenger RNA, 2142 nt
Organism: Chaetomium globosum CBS 148.51
Lineage: Eukaryota; Fungi; Ascomycota; Sordariomycetes; Sordariales; Chaetomiaceae
Exons: 5
Coding region: 1-2142 (713 amino acids)
Biological process (GO): protein transport to vacuole involved in ubiquitin-dependent protein catabolic process via the multivesicular body sorting pathway
Cellular component (GO): ESCRT-0 complex
Molecular function (GO): phosphatidylinositol binding; ubiquitin binding
Source: RefSeq, a predicted model, not a curated record